Messenger RNA from Alosa alosa (allis shad), 1577 nucleotides. RefSeq names its product B-cell receptor CD22-like. The record is from RefSeq and is a predicted model, not a curated record. The coding region runs from base 66 to 1454 and encodes 462 amino acids. NCBI's taxonomy places the organism in Eukaryota, Metazoa, Chordata, Actinopteri, Clupeiformes, Clupeidae. The transcript has 8 exons.
UCCUGCCUGUGUCGUCAGUUGCAGCAGUGACAAGUUUGGUUCCUCAGAGAGCUUCACUUGUUGUCAUGAUACCACUGUUUUUCAAGGAUAGCGGCAAGGGUUUGAGGAUGACGAGCUGUGUGGCCUCCCUUGCUUUGGUGAUUCUGUUCACCACUCAAGAUGUGUUUGGUGAACAUUGGAAGGUUGCCUACAAACCUGAGAGUGCCUGUGUUUUUGUGGGGUCUCCAGUGAACAUGUCCUGCUCUUUCACCCACCCCAGUAGUGUGACCAUUAAGCAGAUUUACUGGACAAAAGAAAAGUACCAGGACCCUCCUGAUCUAACAGGAGACCCAAACUACAGAGACCGAGUAAUUGUACACAGGCAACAAGGAACUAAAAUAUGCAAUUUGCAAAUAAAACCAGUAAAUAUGUUAGAUAGUGAUAGCAGAUAUUACUGCAGUUCAAUAUUCAAUGAGAGCCAGAAGUGGACUGGAGAUCCAGGGGUCCAUCUGCAAGUUAAAGAAGCUCCAGAGAAACCUCCAGUGUCCAUCAGUCCCCGUGGUGACAUACUUGAAGGAAUAGACGUGACUCUGACCUGUAGCAGCAGGUCUGAUCUACAAGUGUGGAGCUACAGCUGGUUUAAGAGAAAUCCAGUGCAGUUUCUGGGUACAGGACAUACAUACACCUUCAAACAGAUCAGACCUGAAGACAGUGGAGAAUAUACCUGCAAGUCAUCCUAUGAAUGUGGUGACAGGUACUCAACUAUGGUAUACCUCCAUGUUUUCUAUCCUCCAAAAAACACAACCAUGUUAGCAGAUCAGCCCUUUGUAAUCGCCAAAGGCAACAGGAUGACUCUGACCUGCAGCAGUGUUGCCAAUCCACCAGUAGAGAGCUACACCUGGUUUAAGAUGGAUGAGUCCACUCCAGUAGGAUCAGGACAGCAAUACAGCAUCACUAACAUCCGUUCUGAGGAUGGAGGACAAUACUACUGUGUGGCCAGAAAUAAAUAUGGAGCUGAAAACUCUACUGCUGUGUCCAUCACAGUUGAAGGUAUGGGUGCAUCUCCUGGGCUAAGAGACCGGAGCUCUGCACUUCCUGCUGUGGUUGCAGUCUUCAUCUGUGGACAUGUGGCUCUGGUCUGUGUGGUGGUCUGGGUGAGGAUAAUGAAAAGGAGGCAGAAGCCAGAGGAUCAGGACCUUCAGUACUCCAGCGUUAAUGUCCAGAACAGACGAGGAGCAGAAGAUGAUGGUCACUACUCCACCGUCCAGCCCCACGGCUCCAGACAGACUGCAGGAGCUCAGGGGGACGACGUCCAGUAUGCCAGUGUCCAGUUUAAGAAGGCCAUGGCUGCAGAUAGGACCCCUGUUCAGCCAGAGGGGGAGCCCUCUCCCAUCUACAGCUGUGUGCAGGGCAGUCAGGAUCCCUCUGUGGUCUACAGUGGUGUUCAGCCCAGCAAUGGAGGGACACCACACUGACAUCAAUGGAAUGAGCACUAUGGGGAUGGGAACAACUCUAUGACAUUUGAGAUUAAGGGUUCAAUAUGAAGAAAAUAAGCAUUUGAUGUUUUGUGUGUGUUUAUGGAUGCAUGUUUUCUGUUU